AUUGUAGCUUUGAAGGUAAGACUACUGGUCUCUGCUGAUCAAAAGAUUACUUCAGAUAUCUUAGUGUUGUACUGUAAGUGGGAAAAAAAAAUACGAGGAACAUGACACAGAUUUUUCCAGUCGCUUAAUUUAGUUUUUCUUCCGGCGAAAAUCACAACAUGACUUACAUAAAAAUAUUUCCUAUUUAGCCCAAAAGCUAUGGCAGAUCAUUGACGCUUCUCUUUCACUAAACUACUGUUAAUCCUCUAGCCAAGUGGGCGAAAACCAGUCUCCUAAAUCGAUGGAAAACGGUGUCAACGGGGAGCAUGAAGAUCUUAAUCCAGAAGUGAAUGACACUACAUCAUCAUCAAGGUUCUGGAUUGAAUCAAAAAAGCUAUGGUACAUUGUCGGUCCCGCAAUCUUCAGCCGCGUCGUAAGUUUCUCCAUGAAUGUCAUUUCUAUAGCCUUUGGUGGCCACCUCGGCAACGUUGAACUCGCUGCCAUUUCCAUAUCCAUCAAUGUCCUCGUCGGCUUCAAUUUUGGUUUCCUGUUAGGGAUGGCGAGCGCCUUGGAGACUCUGUGUGGGCAAGCCUUUGGGGCGAAGAAGUACCACAUGUUGGGAAUAUACUUGCAAAGGUCAUGGAUUGUGCUCUUCCUCAGUGGUAUUUUGUUCCUACCCAUUUACGUUUUCGCUGCUCCGAUUAUGAGACUCAUUGGACUGCCCGAAGAAGUGGCGAAACUCUCUGAGGUCGUGGCUCUGCGGCUCAUACCGCUGCAGCUCGGAUUUACGUUUCUGUUGCCAGUGCAACGGUUCUUGCAGUCCCAGCUUAAGACCUUUGUGAUUAUGUGGGUUUCUUUUACUGCUUUACUGGUUAAUUUGCUGCUUACUGGGCUCUUCCUUCGUGUGUGGGAUUUUGGACUUGUUGGUAUUGUUGUUGCUUUGGACAUCUCUUGGUGGGUUCUGGUUUUAGGGUUGUGUGGGUAUGCUAUGUGUGGUGGAUGUCCUCAAACUUGGACUGGAUUCUCUGCACAAGCCUUUACGGGUCUCUGGGAGUUCAUCAAACUCUCUGCUGCUUCCGGAGUCAUGCUCUGCUUGGAGAACUGGUAUUAUACAAUAUUGAUGUUGAUGCCUGGCUACUUGAAGAAUGCUACAGUUGCAGUGGGUGCCUUGUCAGUCUGCAUGAACAUCAAUGGGAUCGAGCUCAUGAUCCAUAACGCUUUCUUUGCUGGUGCAGGAGUAAGGGUGGCCAACGAAUUGGGAGCUGGCAACGGUAAAGGCGCAAAAUAUGCAACUAUGGUGGCUGUGUCCUAUUCAGCUGUGAUUGGCCUCUUUUUCUGCAUGCUAAUCCUAAUAAUCCACGACAAGAUCGCAUACAUCUUCACAUCAAGCACUGAUGUCAUCCAUGAAAUUGAUAAGAUGUCGUACCUCUUAGGGGCCACAAUUCUAUUCAACAGUAUUCAGCCAGUCUUAUCGGGGGUGGCUGUUGGAUCGGGAAGGCAAGCAACAGUCGCAUUUAUAAAUCUUGGAUGCUACUACAUUAUUGGUCUUCCUGUUGGAAUUCUAAUGGGAUGGAUCUUCCAUUUUGGCGUUAUGGGUAUUUGGGGUGGGAUGGUCUUCGGCGGGACGGCUGUUCAGACUAUGAUAUUGGUCAUCUUAACCAUGCGAACCGAUUGGACGAUGCAGGCUGAGGAAGCCAGCAAGCGCAUACGUAAGUGGACAAACGUCCCUAGCCGACUCAGAAGACCAAGCAGAAGUUGAAUUCUAACAAAAUUCAAGUUGAUGCAUGGAUCAAUGUUGCCACUGAUAAUUAGCCUAUAAAUUUGAGGCUAAGGAAGCUUGCAGCAGGCGUGCUAGUUAUAGCGGUCAAACCUUAAACCAGAGGUUUAGCAAUAUUAACCAAAUUGCUUAUGGGCUUUGAUCAUACUGAUACAUCCACCAAUAUGAGACCUGUAUUUUUCUCACCAUUUAUUAAUUAUUUCUCUUUUGGUAAUUUAUAUAUGUUUGUGUUUUAGAACUUAAUAAUGGUUUGUAUUUUGACGAGCCUUUACUUUAAAUUUUAUAUCAGCUUUUCAUAAGUUUCAUGCGUCAUGGGAUUUCAUAUAUAAUGAGUAGUACUAUUUAUACACUCAUUAUAUAUAUACAUAUAUAUAUA
Molecule: messenger RNA, 2132 nt
Organism: Juglans microcarpa x Juglans regia
Lineage: Eukaryota; Viridiplantae; Streptophyta; Magnoliopsida; Fagales; Juglandaceae
Product: protein DETOXIFICATION 27-like
Exons: 8
Coding region: 281-1738 (485 amino acids)
Biological process (GO): xenobiotic detoxification by transmembrane export across the plasma membrane
Cellular component (GO): membrane
Molecular function (GO): antiporter activity; xenobiotic transmembrane transporter activity
Source: RefSeq, a predicted model, not a curated record